CAACGGGACGCCAAGCAAUGCGCAAUUGCUUGUAGGCAUAUCGAUUGUAGAGGAAUUUUGCAGCAGAAUAAUGCCUCCAAAGAAGAAGAAAGGGAAAAGUAAUAUCAAUAAGCCCAAGACCAAAAAUAAGAAAGCUAAUGAGGGGGGAAGUGAAUUGGAGGAGAAGUACAGGCGAAGUGCAUUGGAUGUAACAGUUCUGAGGGACCAUCUUGCUCUGCGAGGGGAUGUGGCACAGCAGGCCCAGUCCAUCAGUCAUGACCUGAGAUCUCGUAUGCGGGACAUGGAGCAGGAGCUCCACCAUGAGAGACUGGACCGCAAAGACGUCAAUGCAGAUCUCACCCGUCAGCAUAAGACCAUGCAAACCGACAUGACGGUCAAAGUGAAAAGGCUGGGGGGUGAGGCCAUUUUGCUGCGAGAACAGCUUGCUCAGUGUCAGGAGGAGUUGAGGGCAGAAAGGAAAGCGCAUGAGCAGUUGCAGCAGGAGAAGGAUACCACAAUAGCUGACUUACAAAACAAACUGGACGACAUGGAGACCAACUACGAGAAGAUUCUGCAUGACACUUUGGACAGUUUGACCUCCCAACUGGCUGAGGCUCGACUGCGGUGGGAGCAUGAGAGUACUGUUGUCCAUCAGGAAUACAAAGAGCUGCUCUCUGACUUUGGCUUGAACUCACUGGACAUCUGAAAGGCUCUUAUUAUGUAACCAGGGCCCGUAUUCAUAAAAUGUCUCAGGGUAAGAGUGCAGAUCUCGGUUCCAUGUCCACCCCCUUUCACCCCCCUGUUCAUGUACAUUUCAUUAUAAUCUAAAAGGCAAAAUGGAUCCUAGAUCAGCACUCUCACUCUGAUGAUCUUUAUGAAUACUGGCCCUGAUCACCACCACAUUGUGUCAUUGCUACGAUAAGACCAGGCACACCAGGGGCUCGUAUGUGUCAAGCAUCUCAGAGUUGGAGUGUUGAUCUAGGAUCAGUUUUCUAUUUUAGAUAAGAAUGAAUAACAUUACAUGGACAGUGAGGACCUGAUCUACAUCAGCACUCCUACUCUGUGACACUUGACACACAUUAUGGUAAAGUAAAUAGAUCGAUUCCAUGUGGAUUUGAAGUAAUUCAUAACGAGAAGGAAAACUUAAUGACAAUAAUGUAACAACCAGUGUUUGAUUCAUUUGGUUACUGUGUCUUUCAUGAUGUAUAAUACUUCUUAAAAUACUUCUUAAAAACAUGCAGUUGUUUGAUUUUCUUCCUAUAGUUAUUGUGGUAUUGAUGGUCAUUCACAAAUAUUACGUUUUUGAGUCUUUGGGGUGACACAAAUUGUCAUUUGAAAUGAUCCACAGUAACUUACAUACUAACUCUCAAACUAAUGGCUAUUGUUUGAGCGGGAAACAACUACUGUGCAUUGAUGGGCUUUUUUACUCUUACAACACAUAUUUAUGGAAGUAAGGAAGUUAGCUUAUGUAUCGUACAUUUCCACCAGGGUGCGUCUUCCAUUUUUCCUGAUAGUCAUUCAGGUAUUUUAUUGAACACUACCUUUUCA
Molecule: messenger RNA, 1527 nt
Organism: Oncorhynchus tshawytscha (Chinook salmon)
Lineage: Eukaryota; Metazoa; Chordata; Actinopteri; Salmoniformes; Salmonidae
Gene: drc12
Product: coiled-coil domain containing 153
Exons: 6
Coding region: 71-685 (204 amino acids)
Source: RefSeq, a predicted model, not a curated record